Molecule: messenger RNA, 615 nt
Organism: Didymodactylos carnosus
Lineage: Eukaryota; Metazoa; Rotifera; Eurotatoria; Philodinida; Philodinidae
Source: the annotation of a GenBank genome assembly
AUGAGUAAUAGUAUCGCAUUUUCGUGCGAUUUUAAUAAAUACAAAUGUGCUCUAUUUCUCUGCGAUAUGCAAGAAAAAUUUCGUCAAUCAAUAUUAAAUUUCAACGGCAUAACUGACAUUUGUAAACGUCUACUAACAGUAGCAACUGUCCUCGAUAUUCCUUUAAUUGUAACUGAACAAUAUCCAAAAGGACUUGGUUCAACAAUCAAUGAAUUAGAUAUAACCAAUGCAAAACUGAAAAUAGAAAAAACAUGUUUUAGUAUGAUGGUCGACGAUGUUCAUAAUUAUUUAAAAAAAAAUGAAGAUAUUAAAAUAAUUUUACUCUGUGGUAUUGAAUCACAUGUCUGUAUAUUACAAACAACAUUGGAUCUUAUACGUGCGGGAUAUUGUGUAAUGGUAAUUUCAGAUGGUGUAUCAUCAAGAAACGAAACUGAACGACAUUAUGCAUUUGAAAUAAUGCGACAGGCUGGUGCAAUUAUAACCACAUCAGAAAUUUGUUUAUUUCAAUUAAUUCGCGAUAAAAAUCAUUCACAUUUUAAAACAAUUCAAAAUUUAAUUAAAAAUGUUUCUUCUACAUCGACAAAUAUUCCUAGUUUGCCAAUGAAUAAACUAUAA